CCCAUUGACUUCUUGAUAAAACUUGGUUUAUCUACGCUUCGACAUUUAACAGUUAGUUGAUUAGAUCAGAAGUAUAUAUCUGCAGCAGAUUGCCGAACAUGUACCUGUGAGUAACCCAAGAAUACAGUGUCUGACGGUUCCAAGUCCGUAAAAAGGGGAGGACAGAAAAUAUUGCUGGUAACUCUGCCAGACAAGGUUUUGCUGGUAACCCUGCCAGACAAGGUUUGCCCAUCCCGAGCCGUGACAAAGGAGAGGGUUGUAAAAGGCAAAUGAAACAAACAACAGUCCAUUUAUUUGAAUAAAGAUGGUAUUUGAAUGCACAUUUUCGGAGAGGAAAUUGAGAUGGGGUACGUUUGGAUCGCUGAUCUUACAUAUCUGCCAGACAGGCAUUUUCCUCGGACUGAUUUCGGGAUGGCGUUUUAAAUAUCCAACGUCUUCACCACCUGAGACUAACACGCUGUGUAUGACAUGCGAUGAUCUCAAACCACCCCUAUAUAACUUUCUAGACAUCGAUAAGGAAAUCUAUGCUCUUCGACAAAGCCAUAACUCUUCACUAUGUUGCGGCGACGUCAACAAAGUCUUGCAGCUUCAAAUUAAAAAGGAAGUGUCUUUGCAAUACUACGACACCAGCGAAUCUGCUUCAGGUAUAAUUACAGAAUCGUUUAUCAAAGACUGUGAGCUAGAAAAAGACACGAAGACACCUAAAGCUAAGCUGGUCGGUUUAGUAGAUAGCGUUCCAAGUUUCAUUGUUAAAGACAAUUCAAAACUUCGAUGGAAUAAAAACAGCCGCACAUUUACUGCGAACAACUGCAUUCAUCUUGAACUUGAAGGGGAAAUCUUCAUCAAAACACCAGGCUACUAUAUAGUAUCUUCAACGUUAAAUGUUAAUGCUACGGGAAGUAAGACCACAACAACAACUUUCAGCCACAAUGUUAACCUACUGUCACACACAUUUGGAACGACUGGUGUUCUUAUGCAACGAAAUAGAUCCAUCAAAGACUCAGAAGGCGGUGUGUUUACAAGUUUUAUAUCUGCGUUUUUUAAGCUCCAAAAGUAUGAUAGGAUCUCUGUUUCUGUCAGCCACCCAGAAUACAUAGCUCGUAACUCUUCUGAUGACACUUUUAUUGUAUAUUUUACUUACAAUUUGAACUAAUGUUCAACCUAUAUAAUUUGAUAAUUUGAGGAAGUUUUUACAAGAUUUUGUGCUAAGUGUUGUAUACACUUUCUUUUUAUAAAAUAUUAAUUGUAGAUGUGUCGGUGGACUUUUCUUGAGUAUACCAGUCGAUUUAUAAAUUGGUAUUGUACUCAUAUGCUUUUGCUUUAAACCUUUACACAGGUCAAUAACUUCAUUUUGAGCAAAAACUUCACCUUAAUAUAGCCAUUACGUAGAACUGAACUAAACAUAUGAUCGAAAGUAUUUUUGAAAAAACCCACAGUAUAGCAUAUACCAAAACGAAACAAGAAAAUUAAUUGCUUUUUCCAAUUACGCAUUUUAUACUCACGGUUUUUAGCUUUGCAUGUAUAUACAAGGAUUGACGUGGUCUACAAUAGUGAUGCACUUAAAAAUUUAUACAUAAGCCUGCACAAUAAUCCCUUAUAUAUUCAAUUGAAUUUUGCUGAAGUAAUAUUGACUUAUUUCAAACAAAAUGAGAUCAUUUCUAUUAAUAUAUGCUCUUUAUACUCCCUACAAUAACUCCUAUGAAUAACAGUUCAUAAAAUCAUUAUAUUAUGAUGAAGCGUUACAUUUCAUUUUGUUGUAUAAUUACCUUAGUAUAGCUUUUUUAAUACAAGUGUUUUGUAUUUUGUAUGAGCAAUUCUACUAGUUCUUAAAAUGAAUAAAUCAAAAACAUAAAUAUUAUUUAUUUUAUUAUCUGACCAAAUAUUACUGUUUCUGAUUUUCAUGUUGUAUAAUUAAGUUGCAUUCUUUUAUAAUUAUGUGUUAUUAAUCAUGAUAAUUAUUAUCUACAUGUACAAUUAUUUAUUAUACUAAUUAUUUACAUCUUAUCGUAUUCAAUUUCUAGUUAUGUUUUUUAUGUUUUUUGCAUGGUGUAUUCAUUGAGAUAUUUUGAUCAUUCGUUAUAUUGAUCUAAAUCAGAGACAUAACUUGUAUAUACGUUAAUUCGGUAAAUAAAUUAUCUCUCUCUUUUGUA
This is a messenger RNA of Mya arenaria, 2150 nucleotides long. RefSeq lists its product as uncharacterized. Bases 305 to 1153 code for a protein of 282 amino acids. The record is from RefSeq and is a predicted model, not a curated record. Gene Ontology annotation, biological process: immune response. Gene Ontology annotation, cellular component: membrane. Gene Ontology annotation, molecular function: tumor necrosis factor receptor binding. The transcript has 7 exons. NCBI's taxonomy places the organism in Eukaryota, Metazoa, Mollusca, Bivalvia, Myida, Myidae.